Molecule: messenger RNA, 420 nt
Organism: Fonsecaea multimorphosa CBS 102226
Lineage: Eukaryota; Fungi; Ascomycota; Eurotiomycetes; Chaetothyriales; Herpotrichiellaceae
Exons: 1
Coding region: 1-420 (139 amino acids)
Source: RefSeq, a predicted model, not a curated record
AUGUCUCUCGACACCCAGACUCAACCUCCAUCUCACCCCUCAUCAGCAUCCCAACCCCAACCUACAAGUAAAAAGCAACUCACCCUCUUCGUCGACUUCCACAUCCACCCCUCCCGCAUCGACGCCUUCAAAGCCGCCCACCGGCCCGUGUGGGCCGCCUGCGCCGCGGAGCCCGAGUGUCUGCUGUUCGACGUGUUCCACUCCGCGGACGACCCCACACAUUUCCGCUUCGUCGAGGUGUGGGCCGCGGACCGGGAGUGGUUCGAGACAAAGCAGCUCACGAAACCGUACUACGCGAGCUUGUGGGAGCGCAGUCGGCCGACGUGGCUGCGCGAGGUGGAGAUUCAGUACUUUGAGAGGGAGGGGGAGGGGUGUUGUUUUCGGGAAGGGUAUUUGGCCGGGGGGAGGAGGAUGGGGUAG